Halteromyces radiatus is the source of this 1313-nucleotide messenger RNA. RefSeq names its product phosphoserine aminotransferase. The record is from RefSeq and is a predicted model, not a curated record. Gene Ontology annotation, molecular function: pyridoxal phosphate binding; O-phospho-L-serine:2-oxoglutarate transaminase activity. NCBI's taxonomy places the organism in Eukaryota, Fungi, Mucoromycota, Mucoromycetes, Mucorales, Cunninghamellaceae. Gene Ontology annotation, biological process: L-serine biosynthetic process. Gene Ontology annotation, cellular component: cytoplasm. The transcript is spliced from 2 exons. Bases 42 to 1211 code for a protein of 389 amino acids.
CUAUCUUUUUUUUUUUUGAUUUACUUUUUUCACAAUACAUAAUGUCAACGCCAUACGUACUCAACUUUGGUGCUGGUCCUGCCAAAAUUCCUAAAUCGGUAUUGGAACGCGCUCAGUCGGAAAUGCUUAACUAUGACAACAGUGGUAUGUCAGUGAUGGAACUCUCACAUCGAUCCAAGACAUUUAGCAAGAUUUUGGAAGGUACAAAAAGCAAAUUGAAGAGUCUAAUGGAAAUCCCAGACAACUAUGACAUAUUGUUUAUGCAAGGUGGAGCAACGACACAGUUUGCAGCCGUGUUUUACAAUUUGGUGGCAGCAAAGCAAAGCAAGAAUGGCAAUACAGACGAUGAAGUGAUUGUAGAUUAUAUUGUCAGUGGUGCAUGGUCUAAUAAAGCUGUUCAAGAAGCAGAACGACUAGCAAAGAAUGAACGUAGUAAGAUCACUGUUCAUCGGGUGACAGAUAGCAAGAAACAAUUUGGAAAGUAUGGUUCGUUGGCAGCACAAGAUACAUGGCAACUUUCUGAUCCUAACAAGACAGCAUAUGUUUAUUACUGUGAUAAUGAAACUGUACAUGGUGUUGAAUUCCCAACCAUUCCUGAGGUGGAUCCUAGUGUACCUUUGGUGGCUGAUGUGUCUUCUAAUUUCUUAUCUCGGCGAUUGGAUGUCAGUAAAUUUGGCGUGAUCUAUGGUGGUGCGCAAAAAAAUCUUGGUCCUGCUGGUGUGUCGAUUGUCAUUAUUCGCAAGGAUUUGUUGGUUGAUCUGAAUAUUGGUCCCGUUCGUCCUUUGAUGUUGGACUUCUCGACAAUGGCUAAUAACGAUUCCAUGUACAACACUCCUCCUACGUUUGCUAUUUAUAUGGUUGGUUUGGUAUUGGAAUGGAUUAUGGAACAAGGUGGAUUACCUGCUAUUGAAGAACGUAACAAACGCAAGGCCGACAAGUUAUAUAAAGUCAUUGAUCAAAGCAAACUCUAUCGUUCUCCUGUGGAUGUCAAUUGUCGUAGCCGUAUGAACGUCGUAUUCCGUUUGGCUUCCGAAGAAUUGGAACAAGCUUUCUUAACUGGUGUCGCUGAACGGAACAUGGUUCAGCUCAAGGGACAUCGUUCCGUUGGUGGAAUCCGUGCCUCCAUUUACAACUCCAUGCCUGAACAAGAUGUGGAUCUACUCAUUGCAUAUAUGAUUGAAUUUGAAAAGACGCAUACGGCAAACGAAUAAGGGGGAUGGAUUAUUUAGUUAGAUGUCAUUAAUUAGUUAUAUUAUAUAUAGAUAAAUAGAUAUUUUAUAUGUUUGGGAUAAUAACAAUAAUAAUAAUAAAGG